AUGGAUUUCCUCAAAUCCGCCGUCGCAUCUGCAAUCGCGAAAGGAAGCUCCUUCCCCUACUCGCUCGGUGACAGAGUCGAUAUUUCUGAUUCGAUAUGGACGCUUCAUAAUGCUACGAAACGGGAUGACGGCUCGGCAUGCAGUGUUUUCACAUUCGAUAUUGCUUCUAAUAAGUCUCGUCUACCCCUGGCGAAGAACGCGGUGCGGAAAUCACGAACGUUACGACAUCCUGGUGUUAUUAAAGUCUUGGAUACUAUCGAGACAGAAGCCAGCCUUUAUAUUAUCACCGAGAGAGUCGUCCCCCUAUCGUGGCAUGUGAAGCGGAGGAGUUUGAGUGAGGAGACCUCUAAAUGGGGACUGCAUACAGUGGCGUCCACACUUAAGUUCAUAAAUGAAGAUGCUUCGUCUGUCCACGGAGUCGUGAGAGCUUCGUCAGUAUUCACUAGUGAAAGUGGCGAGUGGAAGCUAGGGGGUUUCGAUGUGUUAAGUUCAAUGAAUGAUGAACAUGCAAUUAUAUACACAUAUGCCAGUCUUGUACCGGACGCAGCUCGGUAUACACCUCCAGAGGUUGUCAAAGGCGGAUGGGAUACUAUCAAGCGCCACCCACUAACGGCUGUCGAUGCCUAUGGACUUGGCAUCCUAAUCUAUGAAGUCUUCAAUGGUGGCUUCAUGGGAGGAGACCAGGUGGGCAGAACAACGAAUAUCCCACCAACUAUGCAAGCAAGCUACAAGCGUCUUUGCACGGCGAACCCCAAGCUGCGACUCAGUCCGGGACACUUUGUGGAACAGGGAAAGAAGCAUGGCGGCUUCUUCCAGACACCGUUGAUCAGGUUGACAGACGAUAUAGAGAGCCUGGGCCUCAAGAAUGAUGCCGAGCGGGAAGAGUUCAUCAAUGAGCUUGAUGGACUUACCGAGGACUUCCCCGAAGAAUUCUUCAAAAUGAAAGUGCUUCCAGAGCUGUUGAAAUCUGUUGAAUUCGGUGGAGGUGGUCCCAAGGUUCUAGGUGCCAUAAUCAAGAUUGGGUCCAAAUUAUCAUCAGAGGAAUUCAAUUCAAGACUGACACCUGUCAUUGUGCGCCUGUUUGCCAAUCCUGACCGAGCGCUACGGGUUUGUCUGUUGGACCAUUUACCAUUGAUGAUUGACAAUCUUCCACAAAAGAUUGUAAAUGACAAAAUCUUCCCGCAGAUGACUUCUGGGUUCACUGACAUUGCACCCGUUGUUCGAGAACAAACCGUUAAAGCCGUCCUGGCGGUCAUUGACAAAUUGAGUGAUCGGACUAUCAAUGGAGACCUGUUGAAAUUCCUGGCUCGGACUGCAAAUGACGAGCAACCAGGGAUUCGUACAAACACUACUAUAUGCUUAGGGAAAAUCGCGAAAAACUUAGGACAAAGCUCCAGAUCCAAGGUUCUUAUUGCUGCAUUUUCAAGAUCGCUACGCGAUCCGUUUGUACAUGCCCGUAAUGCGGGCUUGUUGUCGUUGGCUGCCACUAUGGAAUUCUUUACCGAGGAGGAUUGCGCCACGAAAGUUCUUCCCGCCAUAUGCCCUUCUCUCCUUGACAAGGAAAAGAUGAUCCGGGAUCAGGCGAACAAGACACUCGACGUUUAUCUCCAACGGAUACGUAAAUUCGGCAGCACUAUGCCGGAAACUGUGCUGUCUCCUUCCACCAGCUCAGACGCUCCCAAGGACGAUGCUCGUAUUGGAACGUCCAAUGAUAAGUCCUGGGCAGGCUGGGCGAUCUCCUCAUUUACAAACAAGCUUACCGCGGCGAAUGGUGUGAUUGAGCCAUCUGCGAAUGGCGCUAAGCCGGUCGAAGCCGAGCCAGCCCGCUCCGCAUCCGUGCCACGUCCGUCGAAGCCGUCGCCCUCGGCGCAGCUUGAUUUGCCAAAGGUGGCUCCACGCCCUGCAGCACAGCCCCUAGGCCACCGCUCAAUGUCAGAGCAGGUCGUUCCGAUCACCAAUGAAGUCGAUGAACCGGAUGACGUGUACGACGCAUGGGGUGCCAUGGACGAUGAAGACGGGGAGAAGGCAGAUGAUUUAUUCAGCCCUGCCGCAACCACAGUUUCCUCCACUGUGUCUGCACCGGCGUCCAAGCCUGCCCCUGUGCCCUACGACGAUGGAGGCGAGCCGGACUUCGCCGGUUGGCUUGCGGCACAGUCCAAGGCAAAGAAAACUCUACCCAAGGGCUUGAGCAAGACUACUUCCGCGGCAUCCUCGGCUCGGAGCGCCAGUCGCAAUAGUACGACUAAGCCCAAGACGGUGGCUCCAGUCAAAAAGAUUGAAACCAAACCCAAAGAGGAGGACCUAGACGAUUGGGGGGAUGCUUGGGAUUGA
Messenger RNA from Aspergillus pseudonomiae, 2331 nucleotides. Its product is annotated as COPI-interacting protein CEX1. Gene Ontology annotation, cellular component: cytoplasm. Gene Ontology annotation, biological process: tRNA export from nucleus; protein phosphorylation. NCBI's taxonomy places the organism in Eukaryota, Fungi, Ascomycota, Eurotiomycetes, Eurotiales, Aspergillaceae. The transcript is spliced from 9 exons. Bases 1 to 2331 code for a protein of 776 amino acids. Gene Ontology annotation, molecular function: protein kinase activity; ATP binding. The record is from RefSeq and is a predicted model, not a curated record.